Colletotrichum spaethianum is the source of this 354-nucleotide messenger RNA. RefSeq lists its product as uncharacterized. The transcript has a single exon. NCBI's taxonomy places the organism in Eukaryota, Fungi, Ascomycota, Sordariomycetes, Glomerellales, Glomerellaceae. Bases 1 to 354 code for a protein of 117 amino acids. The record is from RefSeq and is a predicted model, not a curated record.
AUGCUGGAAUAUGUCACAUGGUUUUUGAUGGGACUUGAUGCGGUGGAAAGGGCCUUCCCCGAGGCACGAAGCGAGCGCGAUAUCUAUGGCUUUGAUUCCGAUGUGUUCUUCUCUAUCAAGGACAAGAAAGCCUUUCUGAAGCCGUCCGUGGCCAGGUGGAUCCAAGAGUUGCAGAACCAUCGCGACUGUUCUUGGUACUUGUGGGAUCUGCUCGAGUUUAUCAAGGAUCGAAUGUUGGAUCCCGACGGCGCAACAAGGGUACCAGCCAGCCAGUUGACCAAGAAAAUGAAGGCUCUCAUGGCAACAUGUCAUUCCGAAUCCGACUACUACCUUGGAGUGCGCCCAAAGACCUGA